Molecule: messenger RNA, 1116 nt
Organism: Cinclus cinclus
Lineage: Eukaryota; Metazoa; Chordata; Aves; Passeriformes; Cinclidae
Gene: SSTR2
Product: somatostatin receptor 2
Exons: 1
Coding region: 1-1116 (371 amino acids)
Biological process (GO): neuropeptide signaling pathway; cellular response to glucocorticoid stimulus; cellular response to estradiol stimulus
Cellular component (GO): membrane; neuron projection
Molecular function (GO): somatostatin receptor activity; neuropeptide binding
Source: RefSeq, a predicted model, not a curated record
AUGGAGCUGGAGUACGAGCUGCCCAACGCCACCGCCUUCUGGUUCUCCCCGGCGUCCCCGUUCGACAACUUCUCCCUGGAGGCUCCCACCAACACCUCCCAGAAUGCCACGGGCCAGCACUUCGACCUGACCAGCAACGCCAUCCUCACCUUCAUCUACUUCGUGGUCUGCAUCAUCGGGCUGUGCGGCAACACGCUGGUCAUCUACGUCAUCCUCCGCUAUGCCAAGAUGAAAACCAUCACCAACAUCUACAUCCUCAACCUGGCCAUCGCAGACGAGCUCUUCAUGCUCGGGCUGCCCUUCCUGGCCAUGCAGGUGGCCCUGGUGCAUUGGCCCUUCGGCAAAGCCCUCUGCAGGAUUGUCAUGACGGUGGAUGGCAUCAACCAGUUCACCAGUAUCUUCUGCCUGACGGUUAUGAGCGUUGACCGGUACCUGGCUGUCGUCCAUCCCAUCAAAUCUGCCAAGUGGAGGCGGCCCAGGACAGCCAAAAUGAUCAACGUGGCCGUUUGGGGAGUCUCCCUGCUGGUGAUCAUGCCCAUCAUGAUUUAUGCUGGGGUUCAGCACAACCACGGCAGGAGUAGCUGCACCAUCAUCUGGCCGGGAGAGUCGGGCGCCUGGUACACGGGGUUCAUCAUCUACGCCUUCAUCCUGGGCUUCCUGGUGCCUCUCACCAUUAUCUGCCUUUGCUACCUGUUCAUCAUCAUCAAAGUCAAGUCCUCGGGCAUCAGGGUGGGCUCGUCCAAGAGGAAAAAGUCGGAGAAGAAAGUCACCAGGAUGGUGUCCAUCGUGGUCGCUGUCUUCAUCUUCUGCUGGCUCCCCUUCUAUAUCUUCAACGUCUCCUCCGUGUCCGUCAUGAUCGUGCCCACACCCGUCCUCAAGGGCAUGUUCGACUUCGUGGUGGUGCUCAGCUACGCCAACAGCUGUGCCAACCCCAUCCUCUACGCCUUCCUGUCCGACAACUUCAAGAAGAGCUUUCAGAACGUGCUGUGCCUGGUGAAGGUCAGCGGCAUGGACGAGGCCGACCGCAGCGACAGCAAGCAGGACAAAUCCCGGCUCAACGAGACCACGGAAACCCAGAGGACCCUGCUCAACGGUGACCUGCAGACGAGCAUCUGA